UGUUAGAUAAUGGAUCACAAGCAUUCGCGCUUCUCAUCAUCACAAUCUGCUCCUCCUUUCUCCCACUCGGCAAAACCCUUAUCAUCAACAGUUCCAGAGAACGAUGAAGCUACUGUGUGUUCCUUCUCCCACUCGGUUGACCCCAUGGACGUCGUUUUCUCCGCUAUCCGUGGACUGUAGGCACUCAGGAUAGUGAGCACCGGUGCUUCAUUGUCAGUAGCCACCGCUUCCUUUCUUCUUUGGUGCGACCUACUGUUCAUCUCGUUCCUAUAUAAGGGCGUACGGGAGGGAAUGGCCUCUCGCACUCUCCGGAUCCGGAGCCUUCUUCUUGCAUGGCGCUGGUGAGUCGACUCGAGGAUUCAACACAGGAUCAACAAUGGUUAUAUGGCAGGUCUAAUUACCAUCACCGAUACAUUUAUUCCCAGGUGUUGCAUGCCACGAGAACGAACAAGAACGGGAUCAAAGCACUCAUUGCAGCUGAGUACAGUGGGGUUGAGAUCGAGAUGGCCAAGAACUUCCAAAUGGGUGUAUCCAACACCACUCCUGAGUUCCUUAAAAUGAACCCUAUAGGCAAGGUUCCUUUGUUGGAGACACCUGACGGUCCCAUCUUCGAGAGCAAUGCAAUAGCUCGUUACGUUGCUCGCUUGAAGGCUGACAACCCUCUUUAUGGCUCUUCACUCUUCGAAUAUGCCCUGAUCGAGCAAUGGAUUGACUUUGCAUCCACGGAAAUCGAUCCUAAUAUCGCACAGUGGUUCUAUCCAAGACAUGGGCUUAAGCCUUACUUUGCUGCGGCUGAGGAAGCUGCAGUGCGUGCGUUGAAGAGGGCACUGCGUGCUCUGAACACCCAUCUCGCAUCGAAAACUUACCUUGUCGGUCAUUCAGUGACCUUGGCUGAUAUUAUCAUGGCGUGCAACUUGUAUCUUGGAUUCCUCUGUAUCAUGACCAAGAGCUUCACUGCAGAAUUCCCUCAUGUCGAGCGAUACUACUGGACCAUGGUCAACCUGCCAAACUUCCGCAAGGUGUUGGGUGAGGUGAAGCAGGCGGACGCUGUUCCACCUGUGCCGUCUCAGAAGAAGCCAGCUGAAGCUGAAGAACCGACUCAAGAACCUGUUCGGUCCAAGGUGGAAGAAGAAGUCGCGGAGAAGGUAGAGGAAUUGGAGCAAGGAAAUAAGUUGUACCAGUGGACCAAGGUUGACAUUUCUGACGAGGGAAACAGGGAGAGUGUCAACGCCAUGAUCGGGGAGGAAGACGCCUUCGAAGGAGAAGCUCUACCAGAUGCGAAGUGCUUCGAGUAACCUGUACUGAGUUUACCCUGUCAGUGCAUGUAGACAUCUCGGUCUAACCUCCUCAAGCAGGAGGUUCAAGCAAUAUACAAAUGAAGUCGUAAAGAUGAAUAA
This is a messenger RNA of Musa acuminata AAA Group (dessert banana), 1397 nucleotides long. RefSeq names its product elongation factor 1-gamma 1-like. NCBI's taxonomy places the organism in Eukaryota, Viridiplantae, Streptophyta, Magnoliopsida, Zingiberales, Musaceae. The record is from RefSeq and is a predicted model, not a curated record. Gene Ontology annotation, biological process: translational elongation. The coding region runs from base 333 to 1295 and encodes 320 amino acids. The transcript is spliced from 6 exons. Gene Ontology annotation, molecular function: translation elongation factor activity; glutathione transferase activity.